CAGCCAAUCCAGUCAGAGCAGCGGAGCUGCCCCGAACAAAGAUGGCGCGGGAAGCGUCUGUGAGGGCAAACUGAGCAGAGCACCCAAACCCUCGGCGGACAGCGGAGCCAGUGUUAGCCGCACGGCCCCAACCAUGGAGGAGGGCGGCAGCACUGGCAGUGCUGGCAGUGACAGCAGCACCAGCGGGAGUGGCGGCGCGCAGCAAAGGGAGCUGGAGCGCAUGGCUGAGGUCUUGGUCACCGGGGAGCAGCUACGGCUCAGGCUGCAUGAAGAAAAGGUUAUUAAAGAUAGACGUCAUCAUCUCAAGACCUACCCAAACUGUUUUGUCGCAAAAGAACUGAUUGACUGGCUGAUUGAACACAAAGAGGCUUCUGACAGAGAGACGGCAAUUAAACUCAUGCAGAAAUUAGCAGACCGGGGCAUUAUUCACCAUGUGUGUGAUGAGCAUAAGGAAUUCAAGGAUGUCAAACUCUUCUACCGCUUUAGAAAGGAUGACGGCACCUUCCCAUUGGAUAACGAAGUGAAGGCCUUUAUGAGAGGACAGAGGCUAUAUGAAAAGCUGAUGAGCCCUGAAAACACACUCCUGCAGCCCAGGGAGGAGGAAGGGGUCAAGUAUGAACGCACCUUCAUGGCAUCUGAAUUCCUGGACUGGCUGGUUCAGGAAGGUGAGGCCACCACGAGGAAAGAGGCAGAGCAGCUUUGCCACCGGCUUAUGGAGCAUGGCAUCAUCCAGCAUGUGUCCAACAAGCACCCAUUUGUGGACAGCAAUCUUCUCUACCAGUUCAGAAUGAACUUCCGGCGGAGGCGAAGACUGAUGGAGCUGCUCAAUGAAAAGUCCCCCUCCUCCCAGGAAACUCAUGACAGUCCCUUCUGCCUGAGGAAGCAGAGCCAUGACAAUCGGAAAUCUACCAGCUUUAUGUCAGUGAGCCCCAGCAAGGAGAUCAAGAUCGUAUCUGCGGUGAGGAGGAGCAGCAUGAGCAGCUGUGGCAGCAGCGGCUACUUCAGCAGCAGCCCCACCCUCAGCAGCAGCCCCCCCGUGCUCUGCAACCCCAAGUCUGUGCUGAAGAGACCUGUCACCUCUGAGGAACUCCUUACUCCCGGGGCUCCGUAUGCAAGGAAGACAUUCACGAUUGUUGGUGAUGCGGUUGGCUGGGGUUUUGUGGUGCGAGGAAGUAAGCCAUGCCACAUCCAGGCUGUAGACCCCAGUGGCCCUGCAGCCGCAGCAGGAAUGAAGGUCUGUCAGUUUGUCGUCUCUGUCAACGGGCUCAAUGUCCUGCAUGUAGACUACCGGACAGUGAGCAAUCUGAUUCUGACGGGCCCACGGACGAUUGUCAUGGAAGUCAUGGAGGAGUUAGAGUGCUGAGCUCCUGGGCCUCCCAGCCCUCCAGCGGCCUGUGGGUGAUGGAAGCCAGAAUGACACAAAGCAAUGCAAAGACAAGAUUGCCAUGCAAAUGGAUGGUUUUGGACAUACGAAUCUUCUCCGCACAUACAUGUCUAAAGUUGAGUUUUAUACACUGAAUGUGGAAGAACCGGGUAUCAUAUCUUUUUUAAAAAAUGUCAGUGUAGAAAACAUUUGGGAAACCGUUUUCCUACAUGAUAGAACUGCCUUACUAGAUUUCUAUUUGUAGCUCUCAUUCAUUGUUUUUUACCUUAGUUUGCAGAAAGGUGUUGAAAUGCUUCUCUAGCCCAAACAGCGACAUGCUAAAGUCCCCUUCUUCAGAGUCAAUAGAGUAGUUGUUAAAGGUUUUAAAUUGUACUUUCACCAAAAUUAGCAUGCAACUAUUUAAUAGGGAAUCUAGAUUUCACCAAGAUUCAAAUCAAAGCAAUAUUUAAAGGAAUAAGACCUGUUCACUAGCAUUUUCAAGGGGGUUCUAAAGCAUUCAAGUGCUUAAAAGCCAUAAAAAAAUGACUUCUUAAUUCCUGCCUUUAGUGUCAACUUUUAAGUUAAUACAGGUUUCAAUUGUGGCAUUAGAAAAAACAAAACAAAACUUUGUGAUGCUGUGGGUGAGGGUAGUUAGGGAGAGACUACAUGAAAUUGUGUGCCCCUAUUUUCUUUCUGAUCCUAAAUCAUUUUGUUUUAUAAAUCAGCUAUAGCAUCUUUCUAGAAUUAAUCCUGAAUGUGUUGAAUGUUAAAAUAGAGAAGUUUGUGUAUACACAUAAUUAAAAAUCAACCCUUCUGGCAAGAUUUCACUUUGAAGGUGUCUGUUUUUAAGGGAAGGCUAAAACUUUGCUGAUAUGUGAUAAAACUUGAACUCUAAAUUGCCUCCUUAGCCUGAAUUUUUACUAGCUUUCUAGUGUAGCAUAUUCUAAGGACAUGACAUGCUGCUUAUUUGGGGGGAUUAUUUUUCACCAAAAUGAUCAUCUUGUGUUGUAACUUUUCAGCUCACUUGUAUAUACGCAUGUUUUCAUUUUUGGUCUAGAAAAUAGCGCAUUUUGGGGCUCAGUGUGCAGAGGAAAUUCCUCAAAGUGCCAAAUUAGGGAGUCAGGAACUACUAAAUUCUUCAUUCCAAAUAAUGGAUCUGAAUGACGAGGUUAAUUUUUAAUCAUGCAUUAACAAAAUAAAAUAUGAGAAUUGUACCACAGCCAUUUCUUUUCAUUAGGUUAUCAUAAUGUAUAGGUACUGGUGGAAUGCACCUACCGUGCUAAAUAUGUUAUAUAUAUAUAUAUAUAUAUAUAUAUAUAUAUUUCUGGCAAUCCAACUUUUCUGAUUUGUAACUUUAGUCAGAGAAUAGGAUUUUGGAGUGACAGAGAAUGUCUAACAGUAAUACUGUUGAUAUACAUUUAAGAAAUACUUUCACCUCUGUGUGGGUGUGCAUUUGUACUGUAUGGCAGGCUCUGUGCAUUUAAUAUAUAUGAUAUCCUUUAACCCUCAAUAGAACCUUGCAAGGUAGAUAUUAACAUCCACAUUUUUCAGAUGUGGAAACUAAGCCUGAGCAAGUUUUAAAAUGGUCUCUAAAUUCACACGGCUGCAGGAACUACUAAGUGAAAUAGGCUGAAUGUAAACGCAGGUUUAACGCUAAAUCCCAUGUUACUCCCCUCAACUUUUCCCCAUUUAAGGAGCUUAUAUUGAGGGUUUAUUCUGAGCCAGGCUCUAUGCUAAGACUUUACGCCAUUUGUCCUUAUUGACCUGUGAAGUCAAUACGGUCAUUAUCUCCAUUUUACAAAUGAGGAAACUGACCUGUAAAGUGGUUAGUCAUAUGCCCAAGGCCACAAAACUAAUAAAGUGGGAAAUCUUACCACUGGCUUAAAAAAAUCUUUAUAGCAUCUUUAAAAGAUGAGUCUUAAAUGCUUUCUGUGCUCAGGUAUUCAUUAAGUGACAAAAGAAGAAGAAACAGCUUUCGAGAAAUGGUAUCUCCUUUUGAGAAAUGGUAUCUUCUUCUUGCCUGCUUUACCCAUUAUCUUGGACCCUGGCAUAAUAGAACUUCCCUUUAGCCAACCUAAGCACCAGAGAAGCAUUUCUCUGUAUCUAUUGCACACAAUCUCCUCUUGGUCGUGAGGAAGGAAAGAAAGAAGGGAGAGAGGAUUUCCUUCUUUGGUUCCCAUCACCCUAGGUUCAAAAGCUAAAGGCCAUGAGAGCUUUCCCUUAACUAUUCUCCCAGCCCACCCCUGACAUCUUUACACAGCAAUUAAAAUGACUACCCCUACCUUCCUGGGGACCCUGUCUCACUCCCUCCAGCCCUUGCACAUGUACUUCUUCUUUGUGGAAAGAAAAAUGUUCUGUCUUACUGUUGCCUGGAAAAUUCUUUCUUCAUGUAAACUCCCUUUAAAAAUUAUCUCCUCUGAGAAGCCUUCACCAGCUCCCCAGUUCUAGGAUUGAUGCCUCUUCUCUAAAUUUACAUGGAUCCUUAAGUCCUCCCUGUGCCCCGUUAGAGCACUGAUGACAUUUACUUUGAAAUUCCCCUGUUACAUGUCUGUUUGCCUAAGUAGACUCUAAGCAUCUGCAGAAUAGGGGCUCUGUCUUAGUAUCCAGGGUAUUUUCUUCACCUAGCACAAUUCCUGCCACAGAGUAGUGUGUUAGCUCUCCAUUGUUGUCUAAAAACCCACCUCAAGUGUGGAGUGCGGUGGCUCAUGCCUGUAAUCCCAGCCCUUCAGGAGGCUGAGGCAGGCAGAUCAUUUGAGGCCAGGAGGUCAAGACCAGCCUGAUCAAAAUGGCAAAACCAUGUCUCUAUAAAAAAUAGAAAAAUUAGCUGGGUGUGGUGGCAAGCACCUGUAAUCCCAGCUACUUGGGAGGCUGAGGUGGGAGAAUCGCUUGAACUCACAAGGCAGAGGCUGCAGUGAGCCAAGAUAGUGCCAUUGCACUCCAGCCUGGGCAACAGAGCGAGACUCCAACUCAAAAAAAUAAAUAAGUAAAUAAAAAAUAAAAACCCGGCCGGGCACAGUGGCUCACACCUAUAAUCCCAGCACUUUGGGAGGCCGAAGUGGGUGGAUCACUUGAGGUCAGGAGUUCGAGACCAGCCUGGCCAAUAUGGUGAAACCCCGUCUGUACUAAAAACACAAAAAAUUAGCUGGGCAUAGUGGUGCACGCCUGUAAUCCCAGCUACUUGGGAGGCUGAGGUGGGAGAAUUGCUUGAACCCAGGAGGCGGAGGCUGCAGUGAGUCAAGAUCAUGCCACUUCACUCCAGCCUGGGCAACAGAGUGAGACUGUGUCUCAAAAAAAAUAAAAAUAAAAACCCAUCUCAAAUCAUCGCUUAAAAAAAUAAAAAUAAAAACCCACCUCAAAUCAUGGCUUAUAGCAACACCAUUUAUUUGCUUAUAAUCCUAUGCUCUGGCAGUCUGGGCAGAGCUCUGCCGGUGUGAUCCACCACUGCUCCAUGGGUGCCAGUUGGGACUCCACACACCUUUGUGGUUAGUGAGCAGAUUGGUUGGAGGCUGAUUGACCUUGACUGGCCUCAUGUAUGUGUCUCAAAGUUGGCUGGGGCUGUCGGCUGAAAUUCCUUAGUUCUACUCCACAUGGCCUUUCCCCAUGGCCAGCCCAGACUGAGAUCUGAGAUUGAAGAGGGUGAGAACAGAAAGUACAAGAUCUACUUUUGACUUGAAAGCUAGCCCAGAAUCAAGGGAAAUAAACCCCACCUUUGGAUGGAAGGAGCUUCAAAGAAUUAGUAGUCAUUUCUAAUCCACGAAGAGUAGGUACCCACUAUUUGUUGAAUAAAGCCCUAUUGAAAGCUUUUUAGCUAUCCAGAUGCAAAUUACCGGCCAACCUUUGGGUAGAAUUACAAAAUUCUGCCCAAAAUUCUACCAAAUUCCUGGUACUUGUAAAAUUCUACCAAAUAACUGGCCAACUUUUGGGUAGAAUUGUAAAAAUUAAGUUGUGAAUAAAACCUAUUGCCUAACAAGAACUUCAAAGUCAGAGAAUCCUAAAAUGAUUGUGCUACACAGGGUCACAUAGAGCAUAGCUUUGUCUUUUUUUUUUUUUUUCUUUUGAGAUGGAGUCUCGCUCUGUCCCCCAGGCUGGAGUGCAGUGGUGCAAUCUUUGCUCAAGGCAACUUCUACUUCCCAAGUUCAAGCAAUUCUUCUGUUUGAGCCUCCUGAGUAGUGGGACUGCAGGCAUGUGCCACUAUGCCCCAUUAUGUAUUUUUAGUAGAGACGAGAUUUCACCAGAUUGGCCAGGCUGGUCUCGAACUCCCGACCUCAAAUGAUCUGCCUGCCUUGGCCUCCCAAAGUGCUGGGAUUAUAGGCAUGAGCCACCAUGCCCGCCUGCUUUGUCUUUUCACUGGACUAAUGAAGAUACAGGUGGGGAAUGGUUUCAUGGCAUGCCCAACCUCAUGAGGCCUGUUGGGUCAGAGCUUGUGCCAGCUGCCAGUCUUCUGCCUUCCAGUCUUACAGUUGUUACACUAUAGCCUUCUGCAGUGGAUGGUAACGUGGCCAAAAUAAGCCUUUGGUUUUGGAGUAUUCAUAAAAUGAAAGUGGUGCCAUGUACCUUGAUGCUGGGGGAAUAUUAUUUUAAUCGACUCAAGCCUUUCGUUGCUGAGUGAUAUCUUAAAAAAAAAAGUAUUUUGCCUGAUAUUUUCACAGUCGUUCUGCUUGAAAUGUAAAAUUCCAAUUUCUAAAUGUAAUACCAAGAUUUAUCCUAAAUUAACAAUAAGCAGUGUUUCUAAUAGCUUUUCAUAUAUAUAUGUGUGUGUGUGUGUAUAAUCUUCAAAUAGGAAAGUGUAUUGUGCAUGAGGUUUCACUCAUUGAGAACCUCUGAAAUGUCUUUCUUCGCCCCCUUUAAAAAAAAAAACAUGAUUUUCCAGGUGUUUGUGUUUAUGUUUUUGCUACGGAGAUGAAAGUAGUUUUUGUUUCUUCAUUAGUAUAGGAUGGGUACAUUGAAAGCCAUGUUCCCUUCUAGAAAGAAAAAUGCUAUUGCCUUUUGGGUUGAUUCUAUUAUCUGAUGUUUUAUUAAUCUCUGUGAAAUAAUUGUGUAAAUUAAUAUAGAGACUAGUUGAGAAAUGGUGGAUAACAUGAAGAAGAUACCCAUUUUUGCGUAGAUUAGAUGUGAUCAACCUCACACUAUCAUAUGAAAGGUGGCUGCACUGGAGAGACAGGAAUUAAUAUUACAAAUGUUUUCAGUUCAGAUUGAUAUCUUACAUUUCCAAAUAUUAUUUUCUUUUGAAUAUGUGGUGUAAGUAAUCUGCUUUAAGUCCUAUUUUAGGUUGGGUGCAGUGGCUCAUACCUGUAAUCCCACCAUUUUGGAAGGCUGAGACCAGGAGUUUGAGACCAGCCUAGGCAACAGAGUGAGACCCUAUCUUUAUAGAAAAUAAAAAAUUAGCCAGGUGUGAUGGCACGUGCCUGUAGUCCUAACUACAUGGAGGCUGAGAAGGGAGGAUAGCUUGAGCCUGGGAGGUUGAGGCUGCAGUGAGCUGUGAUCACACCACUGCACUCCAGCCUGGACAAUAGAGCAAGACACUAUCUCGAAAAAAUAAAAAGACCUGUUUUAAGCUGAUGAUAUUAACCAUUCUCUCCUGUUGACUAUUAAUCUUGUUUCAUUUUUAUUAUAAAUAAUCAGAAUGACUAAAACAUUUCAAUUUUGCUGGUUGGCUGAAAUCUAUUGAUGUAGUUGACCAUGGUUUUACUCACUUAAGGCAGAAUUUCAGGUGUGACAUGUUUUUUCUUCAGUUCAGUACCAGAAGGACAAAUCUGCCAUGUACCAAAAUGAAAUUUGUCAUCAAAAACAGCAUAUGGUAUUGUGAAAUGCAUUAACAAAUAUUGAAGAUACUUAAUAUAUAUCUUUAUUUUAAAAUUAUGUUGAGAUUUACUUGCUCCUCUUAUGAAAAUGUAUACCAUAAUACUUAAAAUUAUUGUAUGAAAAAACAUAGCAGUAUAGCAUGAAAUAAAUAUUACUUUUUUUUUUUUUUUUUGGAGACAGAGUCUUGCUCUGUCACCAGGCUGGAAUGCAGUGGCACAAUCUCGGCUCACUGCAACCUCCGCCUCCCAGGUUCAAGUGAUUCUCCUGCCUCCUGCCUCAACCUCUUGAGUAGCUGGGACUACAGGCACACACCACCACUCCCAGCUAAUUUUUUGUAUUUUUAGUAGAGACGGUUUCACCAUGUUGGCCAGGAUGGUCUUGAUCUCUUGACUUCGUGAUCUGCCCGCCUCGGCCUCCCAAAGUGCUGGGAUUACAAGUGUGAGCCACUGCGCCUGGCCCACAUUUUUUAAAACAAUGACUUUCGGGUUUCAGCUUUUCCUGUCUUUUAAAACAAAUUAGCCAUUUUUUAUUCUAAGAAAGGGGUUGUAUUAUAAAGCUGACCUAGUACUAGCUUAUCAGAAAAAACACAUGGGUCUCAUAUCUGAUCCUCCUAUGUAGCCAAAAGUGCCAUUUGUAAGUCUACUUAAUGAUGGAUAUUUUCUGAAGAUCUUUUGCCUGGAAAACAAAUAGUGCAUUAAAAAGCUUUUUUGGUACUCU
Messenger RNA from Symphalangus syndactylus (siamang), 7882 nucleotides. It is a transcript of the gene DEPTOR, whose product is annotated as DEP domain containing MTOR interacting protein. Gene Ontology annotation, molecular function: GTPase activator activity; guanyl-nucleotide exchange factor activity; protein binding. Gene Ontology annotation, cellular component: plasma membrane. Gene Ontology annotation, biological process: negative regulation of TOR signaling; intracellular signal transduction; G protein-coupled receptor signaling pathway. Lineage: Eukaryota; Metazoa; Chordata; Mammalia; Primates; Hylobatidae. The record is from RefSeq and is a predicted model, not a curated record.